AUAGAAUUGAGAAAUGGCAGAACGGAGUGACGGUGGUCGGAGUUUACUUACUACAAGGCUAUUGUUAAUUAGCCUUUCGUGCUUUGGAUUCUAUUGUUCGGCUGCUGUUGAAGGUGACCACCCUUGUAGUCAAGAUGGCUUCUUUGGAAGGUCAUGCCAUUUCAAGUGCAACUGUAAAAGAGCCGCAAGCUGUGAUAAGACAACUGGAAUUUGUCCAUCAGGAGAAUGUGCUGGGGAUUCCUGGGGUGAUCAUUGUCUGCUAAGCUCUUCCUGCAGUUACAAUGAUGAGAAGAUCUGUGUUGUUGGUGGCGUGGCUGGCACAUGUACUGGAUUGGCUUAUCUUGGGAAAAUGAGCCAAUCUGUAAACGGUAAUUGCCACCCGUGGAAAUACCAUGGAAACUAUCCUGAUUCUGAUUUCAGACACUUAGAUGGCACUCGUUCUGAUGCCAAGAAGUACUGUCGAAACCCAAAGACAGAUGAUGCUAAUAAACCUUGGUGUUAUACAACAUCUGGGGGUUGGAAAUAUUGCAGUGUCGGAGAUUGUGCUUGCCCGAGAUAUCGCUUUGGAGAAAACUGCGACAGCGAGUGCUUAUGUUAUGAUGUUGAUGAAGUGUGCGAUAGCAGGAGCGGAGUUUGCCCAAGGAGUGGUCACUGCUGGAAGGGUGUUACUGGUACUCACUGCAAAACUAGUUGUCAAGAUGGUAAAUUUGGUAUCAACUGUGAAUACACGUGCCGCUGCCGGGCUGGUGCGGUCUGUCACAAAACGACUGGAAAAUGUCCUAACGAGUGUGAUUACGGAUGGAGUGGAGAAGCUUGUCAGAUAGGAAAUGGAGCUCUGGGAAAAACUGCUGAGCAGAGUUCCACAUACGUUCAGAUGUCUCCAACCUAUAAAUCAUUUGAUGCCAGCAGAGCAGUCGACAACAACACUGACCCUGACUUGUCAAAUGGCCAUUGCUCCCAUACAAAAACCAUGGAUAAGCCAUGGUGGAGGGUGGACCUGAGUUACCCCCAUGUCCUCUUCAGCCUUACUAUCUUCAACAGAGAUUGCUCACAGUGCGGAGGACCUAAUACACCAGAAACUCGAUUGAAAGAAAUAAAGAUCUGGAUGACUGAUAGAAGAAUUACAUAUCCCACCGAUGAUGACCUGUGUUACUUCCUGGCGGGGAGCAUUCCAGAUGCCGGCAGUCAGAUGAUACAGUGUACGAAGCCUGUGAUUGGACGAUAUCUUUUCAUUCAACUACAGUAUGACAAUGCCAUCCUGGACUUCUGUGAAGUGAAGAUUCAUGCUUAUCAAUACAAAGCUUGUCCGUACCUCGAACAUGGACCAAACUGUAACCUGAAGUGUCAGUGUCAAGAUGUGACUGAGAAGUGUGACAUCAUCACGGGGAGGUGUUCAAUGUCUGGCUGCAACGACCAGUAUACAGGAGAAAACUGCCAGAUUGAGUUACCCAGCAUGAAGAGACCGCCAACCCGACUCAACUAUACAAGGAACUCCAUCACUGUUGCUUGGCCUGUUUGGCAGCAAGAAAUGGACAAUGGCAAAGGUCCUGUUACCAAAUAUAAGCUACAGUAUGCUGAAAGUGGCACAUCAUCUUGGACGGAUGCAGGGAUUUUCUCAAACAAUUUUGAUUUCACUGUGACUGGAUUAGACUCGUUUACAUUCUAUGAUUUUCGGAUAAUCCUUGGUUGGCAAGGCGAUAGUGCAACAAGUGUUUUAUUUGGACCGGAGCCUGGCGUGGGAGCUGUUGGAACCAGUCGGACAAGCUGCAUAGAGCCCAGUCUGGGACCAAAUAUCACAUCUCACCGAGGUAGUAUUGAGGACAUGUCGGUUUGGCCAUCGAAGAUAACUGUGGAGUUGAAAUGGGACGCAAUCCCAUUGGUAAGCCUCAACUGUAGAAGUCUCAAGGCAUACAUUGUUUACUAUUAUAACGAAGGGAGCACUGAAUGGUUACAGGAUUCUACCAAGGAUACGAACAUCAAGUUAACUGGUCUUGCUGCGAAUAUGGGAUACAAGAUAGUUGUAGGAGUCGUGAAUGCAGAGGGCUACCAGACGAAUGGGACGGUGAAAGGGAUCAAGACAUUGGAAGGAAGACCAGGCAAUGUGAGCAGCCUUCACGUGGAAAAACUACCAAACAGCGAACUGAAAGUAACGUGGCAGAAACCGCAGCAGUCAUACGGUACCAUCAAGGGCUAUCACAUCCAGUGGCAGCAAGUGGCUUAUGGCAUGUGUAAAAAUGUAACUGGAGCUGGCACUAUUUUGCAUCUCUCUGAAUCGACGUUUUCACACAAAGUGGAAUGGAUAGAUGUCUGCCCGUAUUGUAGGUAUAGGAUUAAAGUGUUUGCUGAAACUAGUGGAGGAAACGGUACGGAGGUUGAAGUGCAGGAAUUCACAUCUCCAGGAGUACCGAUGAGGAAGCCACAUGUGGUUACAGGAAGGCUCACCUCGAGAAGUAUUAGUAUCAAAUGGUGGGAGUACCCGUGUGAGGAUCGUAAUGGACCUAACGGAUCAUACAGUAUACAGCUAAACAACUUAGAUAGUAACAAUGUGAGAACCUUGGAUCCGAUACCACUUGGUAAUGUUUAUCAGAAGGUCGUAACUGGACUUAUCCCUUAUACAAGAUAUUCUUUGGUGUUUAUGUUUGUCAACAGCGAGGGAGCCAGUCCAAAUGAAACGUUUGAGUUUCGGACUCGUGAAGAAGUUCCUCCUCCACCGAGACUUGAAAAGCUCGCCAUCUCUCCAGACUCCAUCACGGUUGCAUGGUAUCCCCCUGAUCCUCCGUUUGGCAAGAUCCUGGAGUUCCAACUGCGUUACUGGGAACAGACAGACUAUAACGAAACGAAGAAUCUUCUCACAAUUUCCAAUGGUGUAGAGGGGCGUAAAAUAUUUGAUGAUUUGACCACCGAUGUCACAUAUGUCUUUAUGAUACAAGCGAAAACCAGCAUUGGUUGGGGUAACUGGAGCAAGAAACUGGUAUUGCUGACAGAGGAAGACUGGCCUGGAAUUCCUGAAUACCUCAAAAUGAGUGAGAAAUCUACGGAGAGUUUUAAGUUGACAUGGGCGGCACCUUCAAGACCAUCGGUGGUUCUGAUUGGUUGUAAGAUAACAUGCAAGCCUGUGUCUUCCUACAACAAAAAUAUCACAGCCAACGCACUGAAACACCGGAAAGAAUACAUUCUCAGUGAAUGGAUAACAACCCAACAUGUCUUGGGCUUGAACCAGGCCACCCAGUAUAACUGCAGCAUCCAGGCUCGAGGCAACAAGGGCUAUGGAAAAGCUGCAUCCAACUUGUUUUGGACCAGACCAAAACUCGAGAUGACUGAUGAGAAGUUUGUGCAGAUCAAGACCCAUCAGAUGACAGAUCAUACCAUCACCAUCAACAUACCUCCAGCUGAAACCUUUGCUGCUCCAAUCAGUUCCUUCUUCGUUGGGGUCGAGGACAAGACAAAUCAACGUCAGAAACGGAUUGCAACCAUAGAUAGUUCCACAACAGACAACCUCACUGAUUACACCACCGCUAAACAACGUGGCCUCCACCAGUAUAUAGCAGCCGAACUGGACAAAGGCUACAACGGACCAUUCAUAAUCGGGGAUGGAAAGACCUAUGGAAAAUACACGAAUCCCAAGUUGGAAACCGGGCAUAAAUACAAUGUCAUAUUUGGUGUUGUAAGUGAUCUUGAUGGGGAAAAGGUGAUGAAAUUUGCAAAAACAUCUGAUCAAGUUACAGUGAUCCAGUAUAAGUCACCGUCUGGUAGCCCUGUGGUGUAUAUUGUUGUUGCUGUUGUCUUGAUCAUACUGUUGAUCUUCGUGGCCUUGGGUGCUGCAUUCUUCAUCAGGCGGCGCCGUCUGAAAUACAUGUGCAAGUCAGAGAGUUUGACCGAUGUGAAAAAGAUGGGUCCGGAAGAGAUGAAAGUAAUCAAUGGAGUUGCUAAUCCUGCUUUGAUUGCCGUCCCCCCAGCUACGGAGGCUACAGCCAGCUGUGAAGAUCUGAUCGCCCAAACCAGGCUUGACGCCUCUGAUGGAGAUCUCUACGAGAACGUGCCAGCCAGGCGUAGCCAACCCAAGUCUCAUGCCAUACUCCUUGAUGACAUCUUAUCGUUUGUUGCGGCCAUGAAGAAGGAGAACUGUAGCGGCUUCAAAGCAGAGUAUCUGCAAUUCAAACCAGAGUUGGAGCAUCCUCAUGAUGAAUCAAAGAAAGAGGAGAACAAAGGAAAAAAUAGAUUCAAAAAUAUUGUGCCAUAUGACCAUAGUCGCCUGAUCCUUGAUGUAGGAGAAAGUAAUUCAAGCACUGAUUACAUAAACGCCAAUUAUAUUGAUGGCUACAAGAAAAAGAAGGCAUACAUCGCGUCCCAAGGUCCAACGAAAGCGGCCAUCAACGAUAUAUGGCGAGCGGUUUGGCAGGAGAGAUGUCCGAAGAUUGUGAUGCUCACCAACUUUGUGGAAAUGGGAAAGGCCAAAUGUGAGCGGUAUUGGCCAGAGUCAGGGAGCAAACUUUAUGGAGAGAUCACCGUUGAAGUGGUGACAGAAGAAAAGUUUGCUGAUAUGACUGUCACUGCUCUCAAAAUCUCAAAGGGUGGGCAAGAACGGCGAUUAAAGCACUUCUAUUUCACUGUUUGGCCAGAUCAUGGCGCACCAAAAUUCGCUUCAAGCAUGUUACAUUUCUGGCGGGAGGUGACGGGAUAUAGCGGUGAACAAUACGGGCCAGUUUACGUACACUGCAGUGCGGGUGUGGGGAGGACAGGGACAUUCAUUGGUCUCGACUACCUCAUACAACAGGGUAGCGUCGAGAAGAUGGUGAAUGUUUACGAGUGCGUGCGACAGAUGAGGUUAUCGCGGCCGAAAAUGGUGCAGACUUGGGAACAAUACGUGUUCCUCCAUGAUGCUUUGGCAGAGCAUUUUCGGGUAGGACUGACGGCAUUCCCGAGCUCGAUGUUCUGUGAUCGCUAUGGUAGUAUGGUCAUUCCCAAAAAGAAAGGAGCCAAGUCCAGGCUGCAACAACAAUUCAAGCUGUUGACCUUAUUCACAUCAGAAGUACAAAUGAAAAACUGUGCUGGUGGUUUAGCGCAACAAAACAUUCAUAAAAAUCGAUCGAAAGACAUCAUACCUGAGGACCGAUGUCGGCCAUAUCUUACCUUACCAGUUGAGGGAGGCACCAGUUAUAUAAAUGCUGUAUUCAUAGAUGGUUACAGUAAACGUGACACAUUUAUCGUGAGCGAGAUGCCUCAAGCCCACACUGUGAUAGAUCUCUGGCGGCUUGUCUAUGAUCACAGAGUCACAUCCAUCGUCAUGCUCAAUUCCUUGGAAUCGUCUGACCACGACAGUAUAUACUGGCCAACCUCAAAGCACAAGCUUGACAAUGAUGCAUUCUCGGUCGAGAGCCUCAAAGAAGACACAUCAGACCCAGACAUCACCACAAGAGAUUUCAAGUUUGGGCGGAAAUCAAAGUUACAGAUGAGUGAUCAGAAGCUAGAGCGAUUAGUGCGGCAGUUCCAGUUCAAUGCGUGGCCAGAAGACAAGGUGGUGCCAUCGUCUGCCAAGUCGAUCGUAUCAUUAGUUGACGCUGUGGAAAGGUGGCAGCAGCAGUCAGGAGAUGGAAAGAUCCUUGUACACUGCAUGGACGGUGGGUCCAAAAGUGGUGUUUUCUGUGUGGCCUACUCCGUGAUCGAGAAGAACAAAGUUGAACACGACAUCGAUGUCUUCCAGUACACACGUCUCACAAGAAUGAACCGGCCUCAACUCAUCUCGUCUUAUGAACAGUAUAAGUUUAUCCAUGACAUCGUAGCUGAAUAUCUCAAACAGUUUGACAUCUAUGCAAAUUUCCAAUGAUUUCAUGUGUUGCAUCGAAGUGUUAUUUUUACACUACACCAGGGUACUCAACAAAGAAGAGAGCUAGAUUAAAGUUGGAGGCAAAUGUUAUUUGAUAUUCAGAAUCUGUUUUCCACUAACAUUUCUGUGGUCACUUAAUGUGGAUGAGUGGAACUUAUACUCAAGAGAAUCAGUGUUAUUUCACAUUUCCUAUGGUUAACAUUAUUUGCCAUGACUGCUAUUGUAUGCCUUCAGUAAUCAAGUUCUUGUAUCAAGUCAGUGAAAACGCCUCCGCAGAAAUUUUGAUGCUAAGUAUUUGGUCGUGGAUUAAGGGGAUUAAAUCAUUCAAGGAGAGUCUUUGAUUUGUCGAUUUUAGCAUCGCAUACCAUGACUUUGUAAAUAUAACGUUAUACUUUACAAUGAAUACUCCUGAUUUUUAUGUUUUGAUGAAUAUCUCACUAUCAUGAGAAUAUAUGGGUCUAGAUGUUUACACAUAACGAACAUCCCUAAUGUGCCAAAUUGUAAAAUAUACAGCAUCAAGCCCGUGAAAUGGGUACAUACAGGAAACAACCAUUCCGUAUGACCUAAUGUCUGUGUGUUGCGAGACUUAUCAACAGAGAGGAAGUCUGUUGCCUACAUUCUUUUCAUAUUAUAUGCACCACUCUACAAAAUAUUAUUUUCAUACUUUUAACUUUUGCCAAUAGAUCUAGUUGGUUUACAUUUUUGGUACACCCUGUGCAGUAUUCUGAAGACUUUGUAAACAGUCUUCCUUCAACAAAAACAAAAGGUGCUUCUCUGAUCCAGCAGUCAUGCAGUUACGGAUUGGUACAAUGACUCCUCAUGUCUGUUUUGUAAAUUUAUAAUCAUAUUUUACAUGUAUGAUUGUACAGUUUAUUUAUUUUUGUAUUUGAAUCUCGCGAGAAAUUAACAUGAUUUUAUGGUGCUAUAUGUAAUCCAAGUUUUGUCUUGACAAUGUUUCUGUAGAUUCCUUGUGCCACCAAUCGAGUAUACCCAUUAGUCUCAUUAGAUUGGAGGGAGAUGUUCCUGUGAAAUGUCAUGAAGAUUUAGUUUAUUCAAGGGUCUAGUUAAAUAUUUAUCUUGUUAUGGUCAGAGUCCUCGAAUCAUGUCUAAGUUGCGAUGGUACUCAGUCAUGACAAGAUUUUUUAACAAAAAUUAGGUUUUCUUUGAUUUCAAUUUCGUGUCUCCUUCAAAUGGAAGUCAUAUAUGAGUAAUUGUCACCAUUUUGAUUGCUUGAAAAGAUCAUUUUGUGGACUUGGAUGUCAAAAAUCUACUUGUAGUUGUAAAGUUUGAAUAAAGAUUUAGUUAGAUAUACAAGUUUUAAGCAUAUAACUUGAGUUGACCAACACUGACACCAUGGCUGUGGGUAGUAGUUGCACAGAGCUUUCUUCUAUCAAAAGCCUUCAAAAUGAAAUGGAUUCAGACAAAAUGUUCUAUAAGAGUUCAUUGUUUAUUAUUGCUAUUGAAU
Molecule: messenger RNA, 7289 nt
Organism: Lineus longissimus
Lineage: Eukaryota; Metazoa; Nemertea; Pilidiophora; Heteronemertea; Lineidae
Product: receptor-type tyrosine-protein phosphatase mu-like
Exons: 32
Coding region: 14-5824 (1936 amino acids)
Biological process (GO): protein dephosphorylation
Molecular function (GO): protein binding; protein tyrosine phosphatase activity
Source: RefSeq, a predicted model, not a curated record